Molecule: messenger RNA, 1161 nt
Organism: Pimephales promelas (fathead minnow)
Lineage: Eukaryota; Metazoa; Chordata; Actinopteri; Cypriniformes; Leuciscidae
Source: RefSeq, a predicted model, not a curated record
UGUGAUCAGUCCGUCUCCUGGAGCGGCUGGUAUCGUCUCUUCAUUAACAGCACUAGCGCUCAUAUCCCAGACACGUGUGUUGCUAAGUUCAGCUGUGGCACUAAUGCCCCACUGUGGAUCCGUGGUGGACACCCAACAGUAACAGAUGGAGUCGUCACUCGAGAUGUCUGCGCUCACUGGGACAAUUUCUGCUGCUUUUACGGGUCUUAUCCCAUUAAAGUCAAAGCCUGUCCAGGAGAUUAUUAUGUCUAUGAGCUGGUCAGACCAACUUUCUGCAGUUUUGCAUACUGUGCAGACACUGGCAGCAUUAACACCAGCCCUACAACUGUCACACCAGUGACCAUCUCACCUGAAUCUUUGGACACUACAGUAUACAUACUAUAUGCUGUCGGUGGGCUGGUCAUAGCAGUGAUCAUAGUUGUAGUUGGAUGGAUCACUGUCCAUCAGUGCAUGAAAAAAGUCAAGACAUCAGCAAGUACAGGCAGUGUGACGCCUGUCAAAAAUCAAAAUAAAAGCAGAGAUGAACAGAAGAGUAAUGCCAACGAUUUUGGAGACAGUGUGUACGAGACUGUUGACAUUCCUAACACAGACAAGAGAACUCAGAUGAAACCUAUCAACAGACCUGAAGUCCCAAAGAGCCAAGUACAUACAGUCUAUGGGAAUGUACAGCCCAGUGUGGGCCAGUCACAUGGACUCUAUGUAAAUCUCUGAUCCUAGUAUCACAGGGGUCAUGAACUGCAUUUGCAAAGUUCUCUGAAGUCAUCUUAUAAUGUCAAGAUUUUACAUCACAAAACAUCCUAAGAAGUAUAAUCUAUUUUUCAUCCUACUUUUGACCUCUUUGAAACACGCAGUUUUUAUAGACAUGUUACAGUCAAGACUUGGAAGUAAAGGCCCACUGCUACGAUUGGGUAACAGUUUGCAUAUAAAAAUAUUUUCCAUCAUCUCUGCUAAAUUUGAAAAUACUACAAAUAUAUAAUUAAAAAUGAAGUUAAUCUACACAGCAAAAUUCCCAGUGUUAAAUUAACACUCCUUGUGUACAUAUAGGCAGAGGUGGGAAAUCCAGGGGCCAAAGAGUAAAAGUCCUGCCGUAUGUUUAUUCCACCCAUGAACUCAGUCAGCUGACUUCACUAAUUAGUUCUCUCUCUCCUGUCUGAAUUUGCA